This is a messenger RNA of Aspergillus affinis, 699 nucleotides long. RefSeq names its product fumarylacetoacetate hydrolase family protein. Bases 1 to 699 code for a protein of 232 amino acids. Gene Ontology annotation, cellular component: mitochondrion. Lineage: Eukaryota; Fungi; Ascomycota; Eurotiomycetes; Eurotiales; Aspergillaceae. Gene Ontology annotation, molecular function: acetylpyruvate hydrolase activity. The record is from RefSeq and is a predicted model, not a curated record. The transcript has 3 exons.
AUGGCGGCUGCAUUCAAGGCUCAAUGCCGCAAGGUCAUUUGCAUCGGUCGCAACUAUGCCGACCACAUCACCGAGCUUAACAACACCAAGCCCAAGCAGCCCUUCUUCUUCCUGAAGCCGGCUUCCGCUAUCCUGUGUCCCGGCGAAGGCCCCGUGCUUCGACCCCGCGGCACGAACUUGCAUUACGAGGUGGAAUUGGGUCUGGUGAUGGGCAAGACCGUUCGGGAUCUGGACCCGAACGACGAGAAGGGCGCCUUGGAUGCGAUUCACAGCUACCUCCUCGCCAUUGACAUGACGGCGCGCAACGUGCAAGACGAAGCGAAGAAGAAGGGUCUCCCCUGGUCGAUCGCCAAGGGUUUCGACACCUUCCUGCCCAUCUCGCAGCAGAUCGCGAAAUCGCGCAUCCCCAACCCUCACGACGCCUUCCUGCGGCUGAGCGUCGGCUCUCAGCAGCGCCAGGCUGACUCGACCAGCCUGAUGCUCUACCAGAUCCCGCGCCAGCUGGCGGAGAUCUCGCGCGUCAUGACGCUGGAGAAGGGCGAUCUGGUGCUGACGGGGACGCCGAAGGGUGUCGGGGAGGUGAAGUCGGGAGAUGUCAUGCGGGCAUCGAUCGAGGUGGGGGGUAAGGAGAUUGAGGAGGGCCGUAUCGAGGUCGAGGUUAAGGAUCGGGAGGGCCGGUAUGUGUAUGGUGAGACUUAA